AUGGCGACGAACGACGAGAAGCUUGCGCGGCUACAGGCCCUCACAGGCACACCUACGGAAACGGCCAGGGAGUACCUGGAGGCUUUUGACUGGAACAUUGAAGCUGCGGCCCAGGCCCUCCUCGAAGACGCCGACGGCGGCGACGAUUCAGCUGGCGAGCAAGGCUCUUCGACCCAGGUCCCCGAGAACUACACUGGACCUCGCACUCUUGAUGGCCGACCCGUAGACGUCGGCUCCAGCUCCCAAUCGAGGGCCCAACAACCCAAGCGCCAAGAGAAGAAACGUGGUGUGGCGACGCUCUCAUCACUCGGCUCGGGCAGGCACGCACACGGCUCUGAUGAAGAGGAUGAUGAGGAUGAGGAAGGAGCGAAGGGUAGGGGCGAUUUGUUUGCCGGUGGAGAAAAGAGUGGUCUUGCGCUGAGGGAUCCUACACGGGGUGGCGAGAGGGGCGAGGGCUCACGAGGACUCAUCAACGAUAUUCUUGCAAAGGCUCGAGAGCAAACUAGGAGGGGGGCUGAUGAGGCCACCGAAGAGCGCCCCACUCGCCAUUGGGGUGCUGGUCAAACUCUCGGAGGUGAUGGUGUAGAAAGCCGACGGAUUGCUGAUCCCCACGCUGGCCAUGAGCACGCCCCCCCUGCUGGAGAGCCCCAGGAGAGGACCAUCCACAUUUGGCACGACGGUUUCAGCUUCGACGAUGGCCCGCUCUACCGAUUCGAUGACCCGGAGAACCAGGAGACCCUUCAGUUAAUCCGUAGCGGACGCGCGCCACUCCAUUUGAUGAAUGUCCGGUUCGAUCAGCCCGUAAAUGCCCACAUCUCUCAACAUGACGAGCCUUGGAGGCAACUCCCAAGGAUCUACAGACCAUUCGGUGGCGAGGGUAGGAGGUUGGGUAGUCCCGUGCCCGGUGAUGGUAAUGUCAGGCCUGCUCCGGCUACCUCUCAGCCCGCCGCCGCCAGAGCUACUGCUUCAUCGUCUUCCUCUGCCACGCCCAAUACCGGAGUCGACUCAUCUCAGCCCACACUUGCCCUCCGUGUUCAGCUUCCCGAUGGAACUAGACUCCCCGCCAGGUUCAACACGACGCAGACGGUUGGCGACCUUUACGAUUUCGUUCUCCGCGCGCACCCCGCCACCCAAAGCCGCGGCUUUGUCGUCGCCACUACCUUCCCAAACAAGGACCACACCGAUCGCGCUCUGGUUCUCGGAGAGAUGCCUGAGUUUAAGAAGGGCGGCACUGCGUUUGUCAAGUGGACAUAG
Messenger RNA from Scedosporium apiospermum, 1254 nucleotides. RefSeq lists its product as uncharacterized. Gene Ontology annotation, cellular component: cytosol; nucleus. Gene Ontology annotation, molecular function: ubiquitin binding. Gene Ontology annotation, biological process: autophagosome assembly; Golgi organization; nuclear membrane reassembly. The transcript is spliced from 3 exons. The record is from RefSeq and is a predicted model, not a curated record. The coding region runs from base 1 to 1254 and encodes 417 amino acids. NCBI's taxonomy places the organism in Eukaryota, Fungi, Ascomycota, Sordariomycetes, Microascales, Microascaceae.